Funneliformis caledonium is the source of this 540-nucleotide messenger RNA. The record is from the annotation of a GenBank genome assembly. NCBI's taxonomy places the organism in Eukaryota, Fungi, Glomeromycota, Glomeromycetes, Glomerales, Glomeraceae.
AUGGAAGGUUAUUGGAUGAAACUUGAUGGAGAUUUAUCUAAAUGGUUAUUUAGAUUUGUUACAGAUACCAGUUUUCGUCUUACAACAAAUAAAAGAACUUAUGCAUUAGCAAGUUAUUUCAACAAAAUUUCUCCAAAUAAAAAGGUUAACGUUGAUACAACCAUAUUAAAAGAAUCUGAAGAGUUCGUCAAUAAAGUUAAUGAUUUCUUUACUUCUUUGCAAUAUUUCUUGUUAACUCAAAAUGGAUGCGUCAUUUUCCCGGCGGUUUAUGGAACCGAUAGUGAUGAAGCUAUCGUUGGUAACUUUAUAGAAGCAAUUGAUGGAGGUCUUGAUACGAUUUCAGGGUCAUUCUGUUAUAUCAGUUAUUGUAUGGCUCUUUACCCCGAAGCAAAGAAACAAGAAAAUUUAAAUGGUUUCAUCAUUCCUGCCGAAACUAAACUUUUUAUACAUCAAUAUGGUAUAAACAAGCAUAAAGCUCAUUGGAGUAACCCUGAAGAAUUUGAUCACGAUCGUUUAUUGAUAGCAAAUCAAAAAAUUUAG